AUGCGUCAAUUGCUUGUAGUGGUGUUGCUGGUGGCAGGGGGGUUUGCUGACAAGGAUCAACAGCCAGCUGAGGCCGCUAAUCCUCCCAGUCCUUACGAGCUACCUCAUGACGACCACCUAGAUGACUACCACCAUGACGAACUGCCGGGACCUCAUGUACUGCGCUCGACACGCUCUAGAAAGAUCGCAGAGCCCGAUGAUCAUGGACCGGAAGUAAAAAAGCAAAAUGUUAUCAUCCGAAAGACUUACGAUCCCGACUACUAUGAGCCGACGAUCAUUCUGGACUACAGAUACAUGAAGACAGGAGGCCGAGACUACACGCGAGGCCCAGGAGGUCAAUACGUGAUUCUGCCCAAAGGCAUCCGUACCAAAGAGCCGAAAGAGUUCGAGAACUACGACGCCUUAUUAGAGCACUUACGUCUCAAAAACUUAGCUGAGAUAGAACACAAGCGUGCUCACUACAGCGCAGGACAUUACUAA
Messenger RNA from Papilio machaon (common yellow swallowtail), 480 nucleotides. RefSeq lists its product as uncharacterized. Lineage: Eukaryota; Metazoa; Arthropoda; Insecta; Lepidoptera; Papilionidae. The coding region runs from base 1 to 480 and encodes 159 amino acids. The record is from RefSeq and is a predicted model, not a curated record. The transcript is spliced from 4 exons.